This is a messenger RNA of Rhineura floridana, 6332 nucleotides long. RefSeq lists its product as uncharacterized. The transcript has 2 exons. The record is from RefSeq and is a predicted model, not a curated record. NCBI's taxonomy places the organism in Eukaryota, Metazoa, Chordata, Lepidosauria, Squamata, Rhineuridae. Bases 1302 to 2228 code for a protein of 308 amino acids.
CAGUUUUGCAGAGUGGAAUAUUCCUGCUCAGUCGGCUAGCCAGCAGCUAGCUAUGCCCACUUCCUGGAAACUCCUUUUUAUUCCGUUUUCUGACAGGCACUUGGCAUUCUGUGGCCACUGAGCAUGCUUAGUCCUCACUUUGAGGGGGAAUUGCUUUCUCAGUGUGUGUUCCUUUUAAAAACAACAACUGUAGUUCUGCAACCUUGGGGCUACACCAAGCAAGCUGAUAUCUCUCUGUGGCCCUGUUUUGGCUACAAUCUUGUUGGCACUAAGCAGUCAAGUUCACUUUUAGAGAGCCCUCUCCUGCAAUAAAGCUGGAUGGAAUUAGGUUUAGACACUUAUGUCUUCUAGGUUGGAGAGCUUCCUUCCCUGUACCUGCAUAUGGUAGGAGAGUUCACUAUUUACCCCCCUGUUCAGUUCCCCUUUAACAUUUACCCUGAAUUCUGUGAAUUGGCCAAUGGCUCAAGUGCCUAGCAUUCUAGUGACCACGGCAACCAGAGGGGGAGGUGUUCUCUGUCAGCGGAGGAGUGGACCAGACAGGAAUGGGUUAACUCUCCUGGAAGCAGAGUCAGCAUUAUAACACAAAAGUUUAGCUGGUGGCCGAACGGAAGGGGAGGAACCUUCUCCCGUUCUCCAGUUUUUGACUCUGCCUUCAGUGAGCAACAGAGUCAGCCUAUUCCUCCUGGGUCCCCAUAAGGGAUUCAGGAACAAUUUUAGCUAUUUUUUUUCUGCUCAGAGUUUGUCAUCAUCAACUGCAGUCGAAGUGCACAGACGUCUGCUUCUCUUCUUUCACUUCCCGCCCUCAAUGAACAGUCAGAUUGGAGGGAGGAAGAGAGGGAUUGUUCUUUCUGAAGAGGCACUGGAAGUGGCGGAGGCCGGGAUCUGUCUCGUGCCUCCCCCUGCCGUCCCUUAUUGAACGCUCUUACACAGUCUCAAGGAGAGGGAAGCUUUCAGAAGCGUUUUAAGACCUUGGAGGAGCAGAGAUUGGUCUUUUGCUAUCCAAGGCGUUCUGUUGAUUAAAAAAAAAACCCUGGGGCAGCAGGCCUCUGCUAAGCAUGGUUGGCCUCCUUGCUGCAUUGUUCUCAGGUAAAGCCACUAAGCUUUCUUUUUCUAAUCAGGGGAGGGGGAAGCUCCAGCUCCAACCUUUUUCUCUCUUCAGCUGUGAUUUUUAACUAUACCGGGGGGAAGAGAUAGCCCUUCUCGUGCCUCUGCAGAGGAAGGUGAGUCCCUGAGUGUGUGGGGGGGAAUCUACAUCUCAAUUAGGCAAUCCAUUAGUCACUCUAGCCUCAGUGGCAGGAAGCAUGCUAGACUCCCCGCCUGAAAUAGUUUCAUUUCCUCAUCUCCCUUCUACUCAGCCGGGAGGAGGGGAAGAUGCACACGUGGCUCCUGCAGGAAAAAAGUGCGCCAAAUCUCACCAUCUAGAUAAGCCCUCUACCUCUGCGGCUGUGUUGGUCUGGUUUAACAAGGCCAUGGCAGGGGCUUCCUUAGGCAAGCGUUGGGCCCAUGCACAUAGGAGAAAAGGCUCCAAGCACUCCAGGGCACGAUGCCAUGAUUUCUUCUCAUUUUCCUCCUCUUCCUGGGAGGCCAGCCCAGUUAGGGAAAGGGGGAAGAGUAAAAGAAGGGGCUCCAUACAGAAACGUAAACCACACAAAGAUAAAUGCAAAAGAUGCUCCAGCUCUGGGUUCCCACCUGACUGCCUUUCCCUUAGCCCAGGCUCCUGGGGGGAGGAUGCUGACCUUACAGCAGUGGUACAUGCUCUGGUAACCUCACGUUUGGAUUACUGUAAUGCGCUUUACGUAGGGCUACCUUUGAAGACAGUUCGGAAGCUACAGCUAGUGCAAAAUGCGGCGGCCAGAUUGCUAACAAGGAUCAAGCGGUCCAAGCAUAUAACGCCUGUUCUGGCCCGCUUGCACUGGUUGCCAAUAUGUUUCCGGGCCAGAUUCAAAGUGUUGGUAUUGACCUAUAAAGCCUUAUACGGUGCGGGACCACGAUACCUUGCGGAACGCCUCUUCCGAUAUGAACUGGCCCGUACACUACGUUCUGCUACGAAGGCCCUCCUCCGGGUUCCAACUCACAGGGAGGCCUGGAGGGUAGUGAUGAGAUCUAGGGCCUUCUCAGUGGUGGCCCCUGAACUAUGGAACAGUCUCCCCGAGGAAGUACGCCUGGCGCCGACUCUGCUCUCUUUUCGGCGCCAGGUCAAAACCUUCCUAUUCUCUGAAGCAUUUUGAGUUAAAUUGAUUUACUUUUAAAAAUGUUAUUGUAUUGGAUUUUUGAUUGUAUUAUUUAGUAUUAUUUUGUUAUUUAUUGGAUUUUUUAUGCUAUUUUAUGUUCACCGCCCAGAGAGCUAUUGCUAGUCGGGCGGUAUAUAAAUCUAAUAAAUAAAUAAAUAAAUAAUCAGACUCAGAAAAGAAAGAAGGGGAACUCUCAGAGGAGGAUUCCCUUAUGCCAUCCCCAGUGCAUAAGAGGCUAUAUUCCCUGACUCCUAUCCUAUUUUGAUUUCUAAGGCUAUGGCCUGCCUUCAGUUAGAACACCCUAAGGAAACUCCUCAGGAGGGGGAACUAGAGGAAGGGGAACAGAGAUCUUCAGACAUCUUCCCCAGGUCAGGGGAUCAGAAGAUUGUCAUUCCCUUUCCAAAGUUCUUCAAGGACAUUGUUAAGGAAGAAUGGGAUCACCCAGCCAAAUCCAAAGCGCCACAUGCUCUGUCCAAGAAGCUAUAUGCUCUUCCUGCCAUGACCAUGGCAACCCUUCAGGUCCCGGCCAUUGACGAGCCUGUGUCUGCCCUCAGGGCCAAGACAGCUAUUCCCAAAGAAGGAGCAGAUACUCUUUCAGACCAAAGUGACAGGCACAGUGAGGGUAUCUUAAAACGCACACACGAAGCAUCUGCAUUGGCCAUGAGAGCUUUGGCAGCCAGCUCCUUCCUGGCAUGGGCUGCAGUAAAGUGGGCUAAAGUGCUACUAUCAGAAGUGCCUCCUGAUGCCAGACACAUCAGGGAGGAGCUGCACAAAUUGGCUAAAACAGCUGAAUUCCUUGCAGAUUCCUCCUUAGCUUACAGAACUCAGCAAGAGCUCUUGGAUAUGGAGUGGUAGUAAGACGCAAUAUAUGGCUGAAACAGUAAGAAGUGGACCAUUACUCCAAAGCCAGUCUUGCAGCUCUGCCCUACGCAGGUGGGCAGCUUUUUGGCAAGUUUCUAGAGUGCCACUUGGUGGAGACCAAGGAUAAAAAGAAGGCUCUUUCUUCCGCUCCCAGGAAGGAUGAGAAAUCCCGUAAGAAGGCUUCACAUUCCUUUUGUCCCAAGGGCUAUCCAACUACCCAGAGGACUACACAUCAGUUCUGGGGGUCCUGGAACUCUUCCUGGAAUUCCUCCCGCUAGUGCACCCGUUCCACACCCUCCAGUGGCGGGGGAGGCAACAAACAUCGUCAAAACCCCAAGCCCAGUGUCAAGCAAAGCCAUGCAUGAUGCCAGGACAGCCCAGGUGGGGGGCAGACUUCAAUAUUUUGCACAUGCCUGGAUGGCCACCACAGACAAAUGGAUACUGAGCACCAUCCAGUCUGGCUACUCCCUAGUUUGCCACCAUUCCUCAGGACAUUCCUCAUCAGCCGGAGAAGUGGCAGAGCACCCUGGAUGCCAUUUCUCACCUCCUUGAUAUAGGCACCAUAGAACCUGUGCCAGAGUAUCAGCGGUCCUCAGGAGUCUUCUCUGUGUUCUUUACAGUUCCCAAACGCAAUGGCAAUUACUGCGCCAUCUUGGAUUUAAAAUUCCUGAACCGCUUCCUGCGGACAAAGAAGUUCAAGAUGGAGACAUUUAGGUCUACUGCGGAAGCCAUUCAACAUGGGGACUUCCUGGGAUCUAUAGAUCUCACAGAGGCAUACUUGCAUGUCCCCAUUCUCCAGCAGCACAGACGCUUCCUCCGCUUUGCGCAUGGCCACCACCAGUUUCAAUACAGGGCCAUGCCCUUCGGCCUUGCCUUGGCCCCGUAAGUGUUGACCAAAAUAAUGGUAGCAGUAGUGGCACACCUUCGCACUCAGGGAGUCCACAUAUACCCUUACCUGGACGACCUUCUGGUGAGGGCCUCUUCAGCGACAGUGGCGCAAUGGGAUCUCCAGACUAUCUUCCAGUGUCUGGGGAACCACGGCUUCAUCAUCAACAGGGACAAGAGCCAUCUGAUACCCACCCAGCGCCUUCAACAUCUGGGAGUGGUCAUCGACACAACUCAAAGCAAGCUCUUCCUGUCCACUGAUCGCACGGACAAGCUCCUGCGCCCAGCUGCACAUGUGCCUGCAAGGUAGCCAGGCUCCUCUGAUGGAACUGGCUCAGAUGCAGGGCUCCAUGAUAGCGGCCAUAGACUCACUGCUGUGGGUCCGCUUCCACUCAAGAGCCCUGCAGUGGCUGCUUCUUCCAUCUCAGGACCAGAUCACCUCACGCCAGCACUGGCUCAUCACCCUCCCGAGGCAUGUGCAGGAGUCCCUCCAGUGCUGGGGACGUUUACCCUCAGAUCUCCAACAGUCUCAAUAGUCAUCACAGAUGCGAGCCUAUAUGGCUGGGGGGUGACCUGUUGCUCCAACAUUGCACAGAGGAAGUGGUCAGUGCAGGAGCUGUGCCAGUCAAUCAACUGGUUGGAGCUCAGAGCAAUCCAACUAGCACUCCAGGAGUUCCUACAUCUUAUUUAUCAGACUCAUGCUGGUAUGCACCAACAACAUCACAGCCAAAUCACAUGUCUGCAAACAAUGGGGCACAAAAUCAGGCCCUCUUCAGAGGAGACCAACCUGCUGUUCCAGUGGGCAGAAAGGCACCUGGCUUCCAUUUCAGCCAUACAUGUAUAGGGGAUCCUGAACACACAAGCUGACUGGCUGAGCCGGGAACAAGUCCACCUGGGAGAGUGGGCCCUUCACCAGGACGUAUUCCUAGAGAUCACUUGGAAGUGGGGGCUCCCAUGCAUGGACCUGUUUGCCUCAUCGGUGAAUGCCCAACUGGACCAGUUCAUGGCACAAGGCUGGGAUCCACGUGUCCAGGACAUAGACGCCAUGUCAGCCCCCUGGUCUUGGGGACUCCUCUACGCCUUCCUGCCUCUACCUCUUCUGUCCAGGCUGCUGCGCAGACUCAGAGUUCUUCAGGCCCAGGUGAUAGUGGUGGCUCCACACUGGCCACAGAGACUGUGGUUUUCCGACCUAGUGGACCUCAGCUCCAGUCUGCCGUGGCGUCUUCCCUCCAGACCAGAUCUCCUCUCACAAGGACCCAUCCUUCACCCAGACCGAGAGUGGCUCCAGCUUCACACUUGGAGGCUGAGCAACAGCGGCUAAGUGAAGAGGGGCAGUCUGAGAGGGUUGUUUCCACCAUUCUGGUUUCUUGCAAACAAUCCACCCAGAGAAUUUACAACCUCACAUGGAAGGCAUUCAACAAGCGGUAUAGACGCAGUUACCUGCCACGGAAUGCACACCAUUCUCAAUUUCCCGCAAGACGGUCUGGACCAGGGACUAGCCCCCAACACACUCGAGAGACAGGCAGAGGCCCUAGGCAGUGUGUUUCCGAUGUUGGGGGGCCAUUCCAUUUCCUCUUACCCUCCAGUCAAAUGCUUUCUCCGAGGGGCAACCCUGCUGUCACCUCCAGUGCAACAUAGGUUUCCCUCCUGGGAUCUUUCGUUAGUCUUUAGAGCUGUCUCACAACAUCCAUUUGAACCAGCACGUUCAAUACAAUCAAGGACCUCACCCUCAAGACAGUUUUUCUGGUGGCAAUCACCUCAGCCAGGAGGGUGGGGGAACUAGGGGUCCUCUCCAUCCGGGAGGAGCUGUGCAUUUUUCACCCAGACAAGGUGGUUCUUUGCCCUGAUCCCAGUUUUCUACCCAAGGUCAAUUCCUCGUUCCACAGGGGACACGGCAUUUCCCUACCCAACUUCUGCCCCAACCAUCCCAUCACAGGGAGAAGAAAUGGCACAAACUCGAUGUCAAGCGGGCACUUCGGAUCUGCCUGGACCGUACAGAACCAUUCAGAAGUUUCAAGUUCAUGUAGGUGGAAUGGACGGCUGCUCAGUACUCGGUUUUUUACAGCUGUGUCACAAACUGGAGAAUGGGAGAAGGUUCCUCCCCCUCCUGCCGGCCACCAGCUAAACUUUUGUGUUAUAGUGCUGACCCUGCCUCAAGGAGAGUUAACUCAUUCCUGUCUGCUGCACUCUCCGCUGACCAGAAGGACUCUUCACUGUAAGUCCAACUUUCCGUUUUCCCCAACUUCUUCUGAAAAUAUUGGUAUAACAGCAGUUCUCAGUUUCAUGUAUUCUGAUGUGAUUUAAGAUAUAUGAUCAAUCCUUGCCUGUUUUGUGAAUGUUUGGAACUAUAGCCGU